Messenger RNA from Anopheles merus, 790 nucleotides. RefSeq names its product phospholipase A2-like. The transcript is spliced from 4 exons. Gene Ontology annotation, biological process: phospholipid metabolic process; arachidonate secretion. Lineage: Eukaryota; Metazoa; Arthropoda; Insecta; Diptera; Culicidae. Bases 65 to 790 code for a protein of 241 amino acids. The record is from RefSeq and is a predicted model, not a curated record.
CGGUGCCUUUCCCGCUGGAAACACGGCAGGGCGUCUCGUCGUCGGCGUUCCAGCAAUCGCAACUAUGCGACCGCUUGGAAUGACAACAACGCGCCACCAACGCGGUAUAAAUACGCGAACGCGAUCGUUACCUUUUACGCGCUGCAGCUUUACUGCCGAAAGUGCUUUACUACAUCUUACUAGCAUGAAGGGACUGGCUGUCUUGCCACUGCUGUGUGUCGCUUCGUUCGGUGUGCGCACGGUGUGUUCGAAGUUGCUGUACAAAAAUGUGGAAACGUUCGAUUUUGGGAACGAGCUGGAGAAUCGUGACGGCGAACAGGGGAAGUCACGUGCAAAUCGUACCCAGGAACGCAUCAAUCUAACUGUACCAGGAACUAAAUGGUGUGGACCAGGUAAUACGGCCAGCGAUUAUGAGGAUCUUGGAUCGAACUCGGAAGUGGACAAGUGCUGCCGCGAUCACGAUCAUUGCGAUAAUAUACCGGCUGGAGAAUCGAAAUAUGGACUAAAGAACAACGAUUACUUCACAAGAUUGCACUGCAAGUGCGAUCGCGACUUCCAGAACUGUUUGCGGCGUGUCAAUACGACCUUCUCCAAUAAGCUGGGCAACUUUUACUUCACCGUGCGUGAUCAGUGCUACAAAAAGCAACACCCAAUAGUGGACUGUGCCGAGCAUACGAACAAAAUUUUCCUUCGACGCUGCGUGCGGUACGUGCUGGACACCUCGCGCAGUGAUAUGUGGCAAUGGUUCGAUCUUCCGUUCUACGAUGACAACGUGCUGGAUGGGUUUUAA